UGAAUCUAAACAAGACUGAGAUAAUUGCAAAGCUACAAAAGAGAUUUCUUUUGAGAACUAAAUGGCAUGGAAAAAAACGUUAAUGAGGCAAUGUGCGUAUAGAAGGUUCGAUGAGAAAGGUUAUGGAUGCCCUUUGAGACUUGUGCAGGGGGCGUGUUCGAUGGCCCAGAAACGCGUGACUUUUCGUGACGUCAGAGACGAGCCUCUUCCGAAAUUAGGACACCCUGGGAGCGGUUGUGAAUUCCAAAAUUUUCAGCGAAAAAAAGAAAAUGCCGGCUAUCCAGUUCUUCCUCCCUUGCAGUUGCCCGAAAGCCGAAAAACAAAACAAAUUAGGAUGCCAAAUCAUGUUACAACGGCCCUGUUCGUCUGUAGUGGAUGAUGGAGUUUGCAAUCGAACGGGCCACCCUACCACGACGUUGUCACAUUUGGACGGCGUUUGCUGCAUUGGUUCUACCUUUACUAGUCGGAGUGAGAGGAGCAAUUAUUCACCCAGGUUGCGAAUGUGUCGAGUAUAGCAGCACAUUUGGACAGCCGUUCGGUCAGUUCACUAGUCCGGAUUUCCCGAAACCUUACGACCCGGGUAUUGGGUGCGUCCUCUAUACGUUCACAGCGCCAGUCGCAUCCGCAUCCGGCCCCGCCAUUUCGUGGAUCGUCGAAUUGACCAUCACGAAUCUCAACUUGCCUCCAACAUCCACGUGCGGAGAUGGGGAUCAUUUGGCGUUGUAUCUGCACCUGGAUCAAGGUGAAAUUAAUGAGAAAACGCCAUCGAAUGGCCGUCUGUGCUCGUUGCCUGCCAAACGAUCUGGCCGCUACGGCAGUCAGGCGGUGCGCUAUUACAGCGCCAAAUCCAGUUUAGUGGUUGCGUUCCACACGAUCAAAUAUGCGCCAACCGCCAAUCACCCGUCGUCCAAUCAUCGCGUUGACAGCUCGUCCUUUUCGACUCCAUCCAAUUCAACUCACGGGCCCUACGGAUUCAAGGGCACUUAUCGAUUCAUACGCAAAAGUAAAUUCAGAUCAGGUGGGCAGAGGAUUGGUGGCACCGUUUGUGAUUAUCAAUUCAUUAGCGGUGGCGCUGUGAGCCGUCAAGAUCAACAACCAUCUAGCAACAAAUUUUAUUCGCCAUUAUACCCGUCGUUGUAUCCAGCCCGUUCCAGGUGUCUCUAUCAUUUCUACGGAAGGCAUCAAGAACGAGUCAAGAUUCACUUUGAGAAACUGAUCCUCGGAGAGGAAGAUGUCAGUUGCUUGUGGAGCGAAGAUGGCGUGAAAGUCUACGACGGUGGCGACGUCCAGUCGCCCGUCAUUGCUCACCUGUGCGGCGUCAUUCAUCACGCUGAAUUGUGGUCCUCUUCGUCGUCCCUUCUUGUCGAGUUCUACUCUUCCAAUUCAUCGGAGCACACGUUCGAAGGCUUUGAGGGCCGCUACAGCUUCCUUCCGGCCGCCAGAGGCGCUGAUGAAUACGACGACAUGAUCGAAGAAGAUGACGACGAAGAAGAAGAAGAGGAAGACAAUGAAGACGGUUUCUUAAUCAAUCCGCCAGGUGUCACUUCGUCCACGACCUGGUCGACACCGACGACAUCGGCCGCCACAACCACCACCACCAGGCGGCGCACAUCGAUGACAACGCCCUCAACGGCCAGGACGAUCACUUUUAGUCGUCCGAUGAACGUGACGACGCCAUCGAUCCGCCGGGUCCAGGUGGCGUCCACCAAACCGACGUCGACAUCAACAUCUCGAACGACGACGAGGACGACGUCAACAACAUCGACGACGACCCAAUCGACGGUCAAGCAGACGACGCUGGCGCCGAGGACGUCGAAAUUACCGUUAAUAAUAGCCGCGACGACGACAGCGACGUCAGAGAUCAGCGACGCCCAGUCUAAUCUCGGCCUGGACACCAACACAAGCUCGCCGUGUGAUCGUCUCUUCCGCAGCGACGUUGAGAAGAAUGGCACGUUCACUUCGCCCGGUUAUCCGGCCGCUUACGGCCCGUUUAUGAAUUGCAACUACGAGUUCCGCGGUCACGGCCGGGAGCGCGUCCAAAUCAUUUUCACCGAUUUCGUCCUCCAUCACCCGCACGACGAUCCCAGCGAGAAACCUCAUCAUCCGUGGCUGAAACAAAGUUGCGACGGGGCGGACCGCGUGACGGCCUUCAUCUCUGUCGGUGGCAACAAAGAGAAGAUUGAUGAUUUCUGCGGCUCGGGCACGCCACGUGAGCUCAUGUCCAACUCGGCCGUCAUGUCGCUGCAUUUCCACAGUACGGCCGUCUCUAGAGGAGCACGCGGAUUCAAAGCACGCUACGCUUUCGUCUCCAAUUUCGGGAUCACGACUGGAGAACAAAUUUCUACUAGCCCGUGCGCCUUCCGCUUCAAUAGCACCACGUCGACCAACGGCACUUUUUGGAGCCCCAAUUUCCCUGGGUUCUAUCCACGCGACACGGAGUGCCACUAUUUCUUUCACGCCCAGGUCGGAGAACGUGUGAAAAUUGUGUUUUCAUACUUUGACAUUGAAGGCAUGAUCCCGUGUGGACUGACGUCAGCCAGCGAUUUUGUCGAGGUCUCGAAUUUCAUGACGGUAGACAGGAAAUUGCCGCGCUACUGCGGCCUCCAAAAGGACCUGAAAAUGGAGUCGGAUGGAGCCUUUUUCCGGGUCACUUUCAAGUCGAACGACCGAUUCGACGGAACGGGAUUCCACGCCAGUUAUCAGUUCACUCCAGUGGCUGAUGCCGUCACUAUAACGCGACGGCGGAGUUCCUCGCCUGCUUCCAGUUCUCCUUAUCCAGUUGGAUGUAUCCUGCUAUUCUAUCUGCUCGCAUACCUGAUCUCAUAGGAAAUUUACCUCUGCUGGAUGAUGAUUACGAGCUGAAUUUGGAGCCAUCACAACAAUACAACAACGUUCCUGGUGAAUGAAACUAGUUAAAUUGGAAAAAUGAGUGGUUUCCUAUUCGAAAUGUAUUUCGCAGAAAACAGUCACACAGAGAAAUAGGGCAUUCUUAUUUAAUAAUUGUACAAAUCUUGUAAUCCAUGUGUGUGUGUGUUUGAUUGGUGAGAUUAUGUCCAAUACCUCUUCCUCUUGGCCAUUCGUUUAUACAUAUAUAUACAUACAUCACAUAAAUUUUUGCUGAUUUUAAACUUAUUCUUCUCCAUUAAACUGUUUCAUCUUUACAAUCGAUGAGCUUCAGAAUUUUUUUUCAAGCUCUCAUUGUUUGUAUUCACCAGUAUGAAUGAGCCCCCAUUCCUUUUUGACACUUUGUAUAAGAUGAUUUAAUUCAUACAAUUAAUUCGUCUAGCAAUCUCUCUCCUGUUGUAUGCUGUGUGGAUUUGCUCAAAUGAAAGGGCUGUCAUCGCGUUCAUUUUAAUGAAAAUAAAUUAUGUUCAUCAAGACUUC
Molecule: messenger RNA, 3384 nt
Organism: Daphnia carinata
Lineage: Eukaryota; Metazoa; Arthropoda; Branchiopoda; Diplostraca; Daphniidae
Product: cubilin-like
Exons: 15
Coding region: 376-2826 (816 amino acids)
Cellular component (GO): plasma membrane
Source: RefSeq, a predicted model, not a curated record